AUGGGUUAUGCUACUGAAGCACUUCAUUUGCCUGGAAUAUAUAAGAGGUUGGAGUUUGAUUUGGCCAUGCAGAGCAGUGAUUUGAAAAGAGCUCUCCAGUGCCUUCUCACAAUGAGCAACAGCAGCGACUUGGGGCAAGAUAAUUCAGGAUUUGAUUUGAAGGACAUUCUUACCAUAACAACUAAGAAAGAGAAUAUAUUGGAAGCUGUCCAAGGAAUAGUGAAAUUUACAAAGGAGUUUUUGGAUCUUAUUGACGCCGCAGACGCUACUGGACAGGCUGAAAUUGCUCGGGAGGCUCUGAAGAGGUUUUCUACAGCGCCUUCUGUGAAAGGAGCUUUACAGGGUCAUGAAUUAACAGGACAAACUCUUCGGUUAGCCAAUCAUGGAGAGUUGACACGACUUAAUAAUUUGGUAAACAAUUGUAAUCCGUUGGUGCUGGAGGGGAAGCCGCAUUCGCAGCUGCAGUUUUGGGAGACAAUGCCCUCAUGGAGAAGGCUUGGCAUGAUACUGGAAAUCUGGAAUGCUUGCUGAGGCUGUGCUUCAUGCCCAUGUAUGACAUUUUACAUAUGCUUGUACAUAUAACUCUUGAGUCAUAUGCCCACGUCCAUGAAGAACCACAAACUUAUAAGAAGUUUCUUGAAAU
This is a messenger RNA of Rosa chinensis, 643 nucleotides long. RefSeq lists its product as uncharacterized. The transcript is spliced from 3 exons. The coding region runs from base 1 to 531 and encodes 176 amino acids. The record is from RefSeq and is a predicted model, not a curated record. Lineage: Eukaryota; Viridiplantae; Streptophyta; Magnoliopsida; Rosales; Rosaceae.